Ipomoea triloba (trilobed morning glory) is the source of this 705-nucleotide messenger RNA. Its product is annotated as probable histone H2A.1. Gene Ontology annotation, cellular component: nucleosome. NCBI's taxonomy places the organism in Eukaryota, Viridiplantae, Streptophyta, Magnoliopsida, Solanales, Convolvulaceae. The record is from RefSeq and is a predicted model, not a curated record. The transcript is spliced from 2 exons. Gene Ontology annotation, molecular function: protein heterodimerization activity; DNA binding; structural constituent of chromatin. Bases 94 to 495 code for a protein of 133 amino acids.
UACCACCCGCCCGCAUUUGUUCUCUCUACGAACUUGUGAAAUCUUCUUCCUGCUUUCUGCUUCUGUUUCAGUUCGUCGGCGGUGAUAGCAGCGAUGGCCGGACGUGGAAAGACUCUCGGUUCCGGUGCCGCAAAGAAGGCUCAGUCCCGGAGCAGCAAGGCCGGGCUCCAGUUCCCCGUCGGUCGUAUCGCUCGGUUCCUCAAGGCCGGAAAAUACGCCGAGCGUGUUGGUGCCGGAGCUCCGGUGUAUCUCGCCGCUGUGCUUGAAUACCUUGCUGCUGAGGUCCUCGAAUUGGCUGGAAAUGCAGCAAGGGACAACAAGAAGACGAGGAUUGUGCCAAGGCACAUCCAAUUGGCCGUGAGGAACGACGAGGAGCUGAGCAAGCUGCUCGGAGAUGUGACGAUUGCUAACGGCGGUGUUAUGCCCAACAUUCACAACCUUCUGCUCCCCAAGAAGACCGGUGGCUCGUCCAAGCCCUCCGCCGAUGAAGAUUAGAUGCAGAGAAGAAACUUCCUGUGGCAAUCAGGCAUUGAUUGAUAUGUGGUUUUGAUUUGGUUCCAGAAUAGCACUUUCCUCCCUUGCGUAGAUAGAAUUUAGGUCAGUUUUAACUAAGUUCUACUGUUUCUUGUUGUUAUUAGUACCCUGUUCUCAUCCUGUGUGAAUAUACAUUUGAGGAAGGAAAUGAAAACUACAUUCUUCCAUGUU